GCAGGCAAGAUCUCCUUCGUCAUGAACUAGUCAUACUUUGGUUUACCCUUUCUUCCAAUCUCAUAUUCUACGAAUCUUUUCUCUCUUACCUGUAAUCGCCGUCGGAGACUUAGAGAUCGCCGGAUAUCCCUUGCCGGAGAGAGGAGAUCUAGGUAUUGGAAUGCGAUUUCCUUUCAAUUUAUAAACAUCAGCUGCAGAAAGAUAUCAAGUAAAGAUGGUGAAGCUGACAUUGAUUGCUCGCGUUACUGAUGGGCUUCCGCUGGCUGAGGGAUUGGAUGAUGGUCGUGGUUUGCAAGAUGCUGAGUUCUACAAGCAGCAAAUUAAAGCUUUGUUCAAAAACCUCUCAAGGGGUCAAAAUGAAGCAUCGAGAAUGUCUAUUGAAACUGGACCUUAUAUCUUUCACUACAUUAUUGAAGGGCGUGUUUGUUAUUUGACAAUGUGCGAUCGAUCAUAUCCAAAGAAACUUGCCUUUCAGUACCUGGAAGACCUUAAGAAUGAGUUUGAGCGUGUAAAUGGAAGUCAGAUCGAAACUGCAGCUAGGCCUUAUGCUUUUAUAAAAUUUGAUACAUUCAUACAAAAAACAAAGAAAUUGUACCAGGACACACAAACUCAGAGAAAUAUUUCAAAACUGAAUGAUGAACUCUAUGAAGUCCACCAAAUCAUGACUCGCAAUGUACAGGAAGUCCUUGGCGUGGGCGAAAAGUUGGACCAGGUUAGUCAAAUGUCUAGCCGCUUAACAUCGGAAUCUCGCAUAUAUGCUGAUAAGGCCAAAGAUCUCAAUCGCCAGGCUCUAAUCCGAAAAUGGGCUCCUGUUGCUGUGGUUAUUGGUAUUGUGUUCCUCCUAUUUUGGGUUAGAAGAAAAUUCUGGUGAUCAUCAUCCCUUUUUUAGGCUGCAGUUUUGGCUCUGUUCCAGUUUUGCACAUAAUCUGUUCUCCAGGAUGUGCAUUAUUAUUAUUAACUUAAUAUACUCUUAUGACGACAAUGAUCAUGUUUAUAUUAGACACCUCUGUUUAUUAUUUACGAUAUUGAGCAGUUUUUGAA
Messenger RNA from Impatiens glandulifera, 1041 nucleotides. Its product is annotated as 25.3 kDa vesicle transport protein-like. Gene Ontology annotation, cellular component: endoplasmic reticulum-Golgi intermediate compartment; ER to Golgi transport vesicle membrane; Golgi membrane. NCBI's taxonomy places the organism in Eukaryota, Viridiplantae, Streptophyta, Magnoliopsida, Ericales, Balsaminaceae. The transcript is spliced from 6 exons. Gene Ontology annotation, biological process: retrograde vesicle-mediated transport, Golgi to endoplasmic reticulum; endoplasmic reticulum to Golgi vesicle-mediated transport; vesicle fusion with Golgi apparatus. Gene Ontology annotation, molecular function: SNAP receptor activity. The record is from RefSeq and is a predicted model, not a curated record. Bases 215 to 871 code for a protein of 218 amino acids.